Messenger RNA from Staurois parvus, 543 nucleotides. Lineage: Eukaryota; Metazoa; Chordata; Amphibia; Anura; Ranidae. The record is from the annotation of a GenBank genome assembly.
GGCCACAAUCUCUGGUCAUCCCCUGUACUGUGUCCGCAGUCUCUUCUCAUCUCCUGUACUAUGUCCGCAGUCUCCGGUCAUCCCCCGUACUGUGUCCGCAGUCUCCGGUCAUCCCCCGUACUGUGUCCGCAGUCUCCGGUCAUCCCCCGUACUGUGUCCGCAGUCUCCGGUCAUCCCCCGUACUGUGUCCGCAGUCUCCCGGUCAUUUCCCGUACUGUGUCCGCAGUCUCCGGUCAUUUCCCGUACUGUGUCCGCAGUCUCCGGUCAUUUCCCGUACUGUGUCCGCAGUCUCCGGUCAUUUCCCGUACUGUGUCCGCAGUCUCCGGUCAUUUCCCGUACUGUGUCCGCAGUCUCCGGUCAUUUCCCGUACUGUGUCCGCAGUCUCCGGUCAUUUCCCGUACUGUGUCCGCACUCACUGGUCAUUUCCCGUACUGUGUCCGCACUCACUGGUCAUUUCCUGUACUGUGUCCGCACUCACUGGUCAUUUCCUGUACUGUGUCCGCAGUCCAUUGGUUCAGAAUAUUUUUCUUGUUUUUCUCCUCU